Messenger RNA from Coturnix japonica (Japanese quail), 6450 nucleotides. It is a transcript of the gene ASTN1, whose product is annotated as astrotactin 1. Gene Ontology annotation, molecular function: protein binding. Gene Ontology annotation, cellular component: endosome; membrane. The record is from RefSeq and is a predicted model, not a curated record. Gene Ontology annotation, biological process: neuron cell-cell adhesion; neuron migration. Lineage: Eukaryota; Metazoa; Chordata; Aves; Galliformes; Phasianidae.
CGCCCCUCGCCGCCGCCCGGCGCCGGAGCUGCAAGAUGGCCUGGGCCGGGCUGUGCGCCCUGCUGGCCGGGUGCUGCCUGGCGGCCGGCAGCGGCCCCGCCGAGGCGGCGGCGGAGGCGGCGGCCAAGGAGCUGGAAUGCAAACUGAAAAGCAUCACGGUGUCGGCGCUGCCUUUCCUCCGGGAGAACGACUUGAGCAUCAUGCACGGCCCCUCGGCCGCCGAACCCAAGCUGCUCUUCUCGGUGCGCAACGAUUUUCCCGGAGAGAUGGUGGUGGUGGACGACCUGGAGAACACGGAGCUGCCCUACUUCGUGCUGGAGAUUUCAGGCAACACGGAUGACAUCCCAUUGGUGCGCUGGAGGCAGCAGUGGCUGGAGAAUGGCACUCUACUCUUCCACAUCCACCACCAGGAUGGGGCUCCCAACCUGCCUGGCUUCGAGCCCACUGAAGAACCCCAGACGGAGUCAGCUGAGGAGGAGCUGAGGAUCCUGCACAUCUCUGUCAUGGGAGGAAUGAUCGCGCUGCUGCUCUCCAUCCUUUGCUUGGUGAUGAUCCUCUACACCCGCCGGCGGUGGUGCAAGCGGCGCCGUGUGCCGCAACCUCAGAAAAGUGCCAGCGCUGAAGCAGCCAAUGAGAUCCACUACAUCCCCUCAGUGCUGAUUGGGGGGCACGGCCGGGAGAGCCUGCGCAAUGCCCGUGUGCAGGGCCACAACUCCAGUGGCACCCUCAGUAUCCGUGAGACCCCAAUCCUGGAUGGCUACGAGUAUGACAUCACCGACUUGCGGCACCACCUCCAGCGCGAGUGUAUGAAUGGCGGAGAGGACUUUGCCAGCCAGGUGACCCGCACCCUCGACUCGCUGCAGGGCUGCAAUGAGAAGUCCAGCAUGGACCUCACGCCAGAUGUUGCCUUCAAUUCUUCCUGCCCAGGGAGUGAUAAUGCAAAGCUGUCCCUGAUGAACAAAUACAAGGACAACAUCAUCGCCACCAGCCCUGUGGACUCCAACCACCAGCAGGCCACCCUGCUGUCCCACACCUCCAGCAGCCAACGCAAACGCAUUAACAACAAGGCGCGAGCUGGCUCAGCCUUUCUAAACCCCGAAGGGGACUCGGGAACGGAGGCAGACACUGAUCCCCAGCUGACCUUCUACACAGACCCCUCUCGGAGCCGGAGGCGCAGCCGAGUGGGGUCCCCCCGCAGCCCUGUGAACAAGACCACGCUGACCCUCAUCAGUGUGACAAGCUGUAUCAUCAGCCUGGUGUGUUCCUCCCACAUGAGCUGCCCCCUUGUUGUUAAGAUCACUCUCCAUGUCCCUGAGCAUCUCAUUGCUGAUGGGAGCCGCUUUAUUCUGCUGGAGGGCAGCCAGCUGGACGCCAGCGACUGGCUGAACCCGGCGCAGGUCGUCCUCUUCUCCCAGCAAAACUCCAGCGGCCCCUGGGCCCUGGACCUCUGUGCCCGCCGCCUCCUUGACCCUUGCGAGCAUCAGUGCGACCCUGAGACUGGUGAGUGUCUCUGCUACGAGGGCUACAUGAAAGACCCUGUCCAUAAGCAUCUCUGCAUCCGGAAUGAGUGGGGGACCAACCAGGGGCCCUGGCCAUACACAAUAUUCCAGCGUGGCUUUGACUUGGUGUUGGGUGAGCAGCCAUCAGAUAAGAUUUUUCGGUUCACCUACACACUGGGGGAAGGCAUGUGGCUGCCACUGAGCAAGAGCUUUGUCAUCCCUCCGGCUGAGCUGGCCAUCAACCCCUCAGCCAAGUGCAAGACUGACAUGACAGUGAUGGAGGACGCUGUGGAGGUCAGGGAAGAGCUGAUGACCUCCUCCUCCUUCGACAGCCUGGAGGUUCUCCUUGACUCCUUUGGCCCUGUCCGUGACUGCUCCAGGGACAACGGGGGCUGCAGCAAGAACUUCCGCUGCAUUGCAGACCGCAAGUUGGACUCAACGGGCUGCGUGUGCCCGACGGGCCUGAGCCCAAUGAAGGAUGGCACGGGUUGCUAUGACCGCCAUGUUGGUGUUGAUUGCUCUGAUGGCUUCAAUGGAGGCUGUGAGCAGCUGUGCCUGCAGCAGAUGGUGCCUCUGCCUGAUGAUCCUCUGCUCUACAACAUCCUCAUGUUCUGUGGGUGCAUUGAGGACUACAAGCUGGGCACAGAUGGGCGAUCAUGCCAGCUCAUCUCAGAGUCGUGCUCUGAUGGUGUGGACUGUGGUGAGCCCCGUGAGCUGCCCAUGAACCAGACGCUCUUUGGGGAGAUAUUCUAUGGCUACAACAACCACUCCAAGGAGGUGGCCCCAGGGCAGGUGCUCAAAGGGACAUUUAGGCAGAACAACUUUGCCAGGGGCCUGGAGCAGCAGCUGCCAGAUGGGCUGGUGGUGGCCACUGUGCCCCUGGAGAAUCAGUGCCAAGAGGAGCUCUCAGACCCCACACCUGACCCUGAGUUCCUCACUGGGAUGGUGAACUUCAGUGAGGUGUCGGGGUACCCUCUGCUGCAGCACUGGAAGGUGCAGUCUGUCAUGUACCAUGUCCGGCUCAACCAGCUGACCAUCUCCCAGUCAUUCAGCAAUGCGCUGCACUCUCUGGAUGGGGCCACCUCCCGCAGGGACUUUGUGGCACUGCUGGACCAGUUUGGCAACCACUACAUCCAAGAGGCUGUGUAUGGCUUUGAGGAGUCCUGCUCCAUCUGGUACCCCAACAGGCAGGUCCAGCGACAGCUCUGGCUGGAGUAUGAGGACAUCAGUAAAGGCAAUUCUCCAUCGGAUGAGUCAGAGGAGCGCGAGCGGGACCCUAAAGUGCUCACCUUCCCUGAGUACAUUGCCAGCCUCUCUGAGUCAGGCACCAAGCGCAUGGCAGCGGGUGUGCGGAUGGAGUGCCAGAGCCGUGGGCGCUGCCCCUCAUCCUGUCCCCUCUGCCACGUCACCUCCAGCCCUGAUGCACCAGCAGAGCCCAUCCUGCUUGAGGUCACCAAAGCAGCACCCAUCUACGAGCUGGUCACCAACAACCAGACCCAGCGGCUCUUGCAGGAAGCCACCAUGAGCUCACUGUGGUGCUCAGGCAGUGGGGAUGUCAUUGAGGACUGGUGUCGCUGUGACUCAAGUGCCUUUGGGGCUGAUGGGCUGCCCACCUGCGCACCUCUCCCACACCCCAUCCUACGGCUCUCCACCGUGCACGAACCCAGCAGCACACUGGUAGUGCUGGAGUGGGGGCACUCGGAGCCCCCCAUCGGAGUGCAGAUUGUCGACUACCUCCUCCGCCAGGAGAAAGUGACCGACAGGAUGGACCACUCCAAGGUGGAGACUGAGACGGUGCUGAGCUUUGUGGAUGACAUCAUCUCUGGUGCCAAGUCCCCCUGUGCGAUGCCAGCCCAGGUGCCUGACAGGCUCUCCUCCACCAUCUCCCUCAUCAUCCGCUGCCUGGAGCCUGACACCAUCUACAUGUUCACCCUCUGGGGAGUUGAUAACACGGGGAGACGUUCCAGGUCCAGUGAUGUGACGGUCAAGACGCCCUGCCCUGUGGUGGAUGAUGUCAAAGCUCAAGAAAUUGCAGACAAGAUCUACAACCUCUUCAAUGGCUAUACCAGUGGCAAGGAGCAGCAGACAGCCUACAACACCCUGCUGGACCUUGGCUCCCCCAGCCUGCACCGUGUCCUUUACCACUACAACCAGCACUAUGAGAGCUUUGGGGAGUUCACCUGGCGCUGUGAGGAUGAGCUGGGACCCAGGAAAGCUGGCCUGAUUCUCUCGCAGCUGGGAGACCUGAGCAGCUGGUGCAAUGGGCUCCUGCGGGAGCCCAAGAUCAGCCUGCAGCGUUCAUCCCUCAAGUACCUGGCCUGCCGCUACAGCGAGAUCAAGCCCUACGGGCUCAACUGGUCAGAGCUCAGCCGUGACCUCAAGAAGACGUGUGAGGAGCAAACUCUGAGCGUCUUCUACAAUGACUAUGGGGACAAGGACUACUGAGGGUCGCACGCAGGCCCUCCCUGGGUGGCUGCGGGGGUUUUAUAUAUGGACUGGGAGGGGGGAGGGCAUCUCUGGAGACAAAAAUUGGGAUUGGGGAAUGAAAUGGCUGCUCUGUGCAGGACUGACUCAGUAUUAGUUUCUUCUUCAACUUGGCCAAAAGCCUUUAUAGGUAGGAGUCUUGUGGGACCCAGUUUUCUUGGUUCUUUUUGUUUGUUUCGCCAAGAGGUUCCUCAACUGGUGGAUGUGGGUGCAUGGCCCGGGGAGGGCAGGCUGGAGGACACAGCCCUCUGCACCAUGCUACGUCCCUGCUCCAGUCAUAGGAGAAGCAUGGUGAUACCUAUGGGAAAGGAGAGCUGGUGAUGCAAGUCAGGUUGAGAUUCUAAUGGUCAUUGUGGAGCAGAGCAGUCACUGGGCAUCCUAGAGGUUUUGUUGGUUUUCUUUUUCUAACUGUAAGGCAUGAGGUGGGACCUGAUGCCACACCAGGCAGGGCUGGCCUGGUGUCACCAGCCCAGGGGAGAGGAAAGGAAGUGGUGAUGGGAAACUCAGCUCCUCAGGGUUCUUCUGCCAUGGUCAGAGAUGUGAGUCCUGAAGGGCAAAGGCAACUUGGCCUCGGGGCCAGCAGCUAUGUGGACAUAAUGAUUUAUUUUAUUUUACAUUUGUGGGAUCAAACUCUUAGGAAAUCAACUGAAUAAUCCCUUCCAUUUUAUUAUUUUUCAAAGCCAACAUAGUAAAGACUUGAAAGCAAUGACAGAGUAGUGUUUAGGAGAACCGAAGCCAAGACAGCAGCAUCCAGUUGGCAUGAACAAGGCUGUUUUCUGCAUCAGCUGCUCCUGAGCCAUGGAGCAGCCCAAGGUGUGCAUGGUGAGAAGAGUGGGACAUAGCAUACGCAUCCUACAGUGCUGCCUGUCCUUUGUGCUCUUUCUUCAGGGGGUGUUGCUUUCCCAUAUUCAGGCUCACAUCUGCAUCUCUCACCAGUGCUUUCUUUUCUUUUCCUAAAAAAAAUAUCAGAGAACUGGGGUUGUUCUGGGACACUGGGCUCUGCUCAGAGCAAACUGUUCUCCACAACCCUUCUACUGCUGCUGCUGUUGGAGGCAGCACAAGGCUUUAUUUUAGCUUCAGCUCCCAGCCUGCUUUGCAGAGGAGGCACCCCUGGAUUUGUUGACUGUGCACCUUUGAUGUGGGUGAGACAGGAACCCUGCUGUAUUUUUUUAUUAUUAUUAUUAUUUUUAUUUUUUCUGAUGAUGUCUCUUCAGAGUGAAAUUUCCUUUCCAUUUUUCAGUCUUGGCAGGAGCAAUCUUCAGCCUGUCUCUUUCCAUUUCCCACCUCAUUCCUACUGCUACCUGCCCAGGAUGCAGCUGGAGUAUUUGUGUGGUGUUGGAUGGGAGCCACCAGCACUGCCCUCUGGUGCUUGCACAGCAGCCAGCACAGGAACAUCCUCCUGCAGGACCACGCUGCUCCAUCCCUCCCUCCCUAUUUACAGACCUCUUGUUCAGGGCAGCACCUGGGAGUUGCUGUGAGCAGCCACCAGCAGUCAGUAUUACCUGGGUGCCAGUGUGAAACCUGUAAUGAAUUAGUCUGCUGAGGCUCACUGGGCCAGCACUUGCUUUUUGCAAGGGGGAAGUCAACCAGGACCUUUGGGCCUCUUCUCGCAUGUGGCUCCUUAUAUUUGGAUGUGCCAGACGAUGCCAAAGGCUUGGUGCUCAAAACAAGACUGUCUCUUCAUGCAUUUGGGCAGGUGUCCCGUUUCCUUCCAGACAGUGGGAAUCCUGACCAGGAUGCUUUAGGUUGGUCUUUUUGCUUCUUCCAGCCGACACCAAGUCAUCCUUUAACUUCAGCCAGGUAUGGACAAAGGGCACAACACCCAGCGCCUCAGAGUAGGGCUUGGGCCAGGGCUGCUCUGGCUCGAACACAACCUGGUGGCUGGCCAAGUAGUACUGCUUACAUGGCUUUUAUAUGGAACACAGAUGGGUUUCCCCUUGGUAACAGCAUCCUUUCAUUGCUGAUGAAUUUCAGCAGAUGAGAUGAGAACAGUUUCAGGGAUGCUGCCAGGAAUACCUGGAGUACUUGCACCUUUCUCACAGGCUUCUUCACCCAAAUUGAUGAUGGGGCACUGUGUAUGUUCCCACUGCUGAUCAUUCACCUGAGAAGAACCUCUGGGCCAUUUUCUUUUCUCUGCUAUGCCCGUCCCCCAUACUAGCCUUACUACCUUUUAAUUGUCGUGCCGUUAUUUAACAUAUGAAGAUGGUUUGGUCCUUUUAUUUCAGAAGAUGGCUACGAUUCAUGUUCCUUGAUGUUAUAUUAAAACUCUAAUGUGACGUUUUACUACUGUAGAUUGAAAGUAGGGUGCUUUAGGGUGGGAUAGCCACGGGACAAGAAACUCAAAACCCUUACGGAUUACUUAAAAAAAGGUUUUGAAUGAAAACAACUACAAAAAUCACUGUAGCAUUAUGUAAAACUCCAGGUGAUAAUUCAGCUGACUAUUAAACGGAGCUGUUAGUAAUCUGUG